This is a messenger RNA of Lepus europaeus (European hare), 5772 nucleotides long. RefSeq names its product collagen type IV alpha 2 chain (gene COL4A2). Gene Ontology annotation, molecular function: extracellular matrix structural constituent. Lineage: Eukaryota; Metazoa; Chordata; Mammalia; Lagomorpha; Leporidae. The coding region runs from base 121 to 5259 and encodes 1712 amino acids. The transcript has 48 exons. The record is from RefSeq and is a predicted model, not a curated record. Gene Ontology annotation, cellular component: collagen trimer; basement membrane.
GCUACUGCGCCGCGGGCGGGCGGGCGCUUCUGGACCGGUCAGCGCGCACAGGCUGCAGCCCCUGAAGCCCGGCCGGGAGGCAGGGAGCUACCGACACGAGCGAGCGGACCGACGGGGAGCAUGGGCCGCGAGCGGCGCGCGGCGUCGGGCUCGGCCAUGCGGCGGUGGCUGUUGCUGGGGGCCGUGACCGCGGGGUUCCUGUCCCAGAGCGUCUUGGCGGGUGUGAAGAAGUCGGACGUCCCCUGUGGAGGCCGAGACUGCAGCGGCGGCUGCCAGUGCUACCCGGAGAAAGGAGGCCGCGGCCAGCCCGGGCCAGUGGGCCCCCAGGGCUACACCGGACCCCCCGGCCUACAGGGGUUCCCAGGACUGCAGGGCCGCAAAGGCGACAAGGGCGAGCGGGGUGCCCCUGGGAUAACCGGGCCCAAGGGAGACGUGGGAGCCCGUGGCGUCUCUGGGUUUCCUGGUGCUGACGGAAUCCCUGGACACCCAGGGCAAGGGGGCCCCAGAGGGCCACCCGGCUAUGACGGUUGCAACGGAACCAGGGGGGAUGAAGGCCCACAGGGUCCCUCCGGCACUGGCGGCUUUCCCGGCUCACCCGGGCCCCAAGGACCCAAGGGGCAGAAGGGUGAGCCGUAUGCACUGUCUGAAGAGGACCGUGACAGAUACCGGGGUGAAAUCGGAGAGCCGGGGCUGGUCGGCUUCCAGGGGCCUCCCGGCCGCCCCGGGCCUAUGGGGCCGAUGGGCCCAGUUGGCGCUCCAGGAAGACCGGGACCACCUGGACCCCCGGGACCCAAAGGACAGCCUGGCAACCGUGGACUUGGUUUUUAUGGAAGAAAGGGUGAGAAGGGCGACAUAGGACAGCCGGGUCCCAAUGGCAUUCCGUUCGACACCAUCUAUCCCAUCGCCGGGCCCACAAAGACCACCUUCCACCCCGAUCAGUACAAGGGUGAAAAAGGAAGCGAGGGGGAGCCUGGAGCCAUAGGCAUCUCCCUGAAGGGAGAGGAAGGGAUCAUGGGCUUCUCGGGCUCACGGGGCGCCCCUGGCUUGGAUGGUGAGAAGGGAUCCCCCGGACAGAAGGGAAGCAGAGGCCUGGACGGUUACCAAGGCCCCGACGGACCGCGAGGACCCAAGGGGCAAGCAGGUGACCCGGGACCCGCAGGACCGCCCGCCUACUCCCCUCACCCUUCGCUGGCAAAAGGUGCCAGAGGAGACCCGGGAUUCCCAGGACCCCAUGGGGAUCCAGGAAGUCGUGGUGAACCGGGGGAUCCCGGCCCCUCAGGGCCCCCGGGGCUGCCUGUCAGAGAUGAAGAUGAGAUGAGAGGCCUCCCCGGUGAGAUGGGACCCAAAGGCUUCGCCGGAGAAAAAGGCUUCCCCGCACUCUACCCAGGCCCGCCCGGCGUGGACGGCAAACCCGGGCUCCCAGGAGUCCCUGGGCCUGCUGGCCCCCCUGGACCAGACGGCUUCCUGUUCGGCCUGAAGGGUGCAGAAGGACGCGUGGGCUACCCUGGGCCUUCCGGCUUCCCAGGGGCUCGCGGACAGAAGGGGUGGAAAGGCGAAGCCGGGGACUGCAAGUGCCUGGAAGGCGACCAGUUCCCCGGGGGGCUCCCAGGGCUGCCAGGAAUCAAGGGUUUCCCCGGCCUCAAUGGGGAGCCCGGGAGCAAGGGGCAGCAGGGAGACCCCGGGCAACACGGCAUCCCCGGGUUCCCAGGGUUCAAGGGAGCCCCUGGCCUCACGGGAGUUCCUGGACCCAAAGGAGCAAAGGGAGAUUCCAGGACAAUCACGACCAAAGGUGAGAGAGGACAGCCAGGCGUCCCCGGCAUGCCUGGGUUGAAAGGUGAUGAUGGAAUCCCCGGGCGUGAUGGGCUGGACGGAUUCCCGGGCCUCCCGGGCCCUCCCGGUGAUGGCAUCAGGGGCCCCCCAGGGGACGCGGGCUACCCAGGCAACCCAGGCACCAAGGGCAGCCCAGGAGACGUGGGUCCCCCAGGGCUCGGCCUGCCCGGCCCUAAAGGCGAGCGUGGCUUCCCCGGAGAUGCCGGCUUACCUGGACCACCAGGCUUCCCCGGGCCCCCAGGCCUCCCGGGAACCCCAGGACAAAUAGACUGUGACACCGGCGUGAAGAGGCCGCCCGGAGGUGACGGACAGCAGACGGUCCUGCCAGGUUGUGCUGCAGGGCCCAAGGGAUUGCCUGGCCUGCCGGGACCCCCAGGCCCCACAGGUGCCAAAGGCCUCCGAGGGAUACCCGGAUUCUCAGGAGCUGACGGACCCCCAGGGCUCAAGGGUCUGCCCGGAGACCCAGGCCGUGAAGGGUUCCCAGGACCCCCAGGGUUCGUGGGACCCCGAGGAUCCAAAGGCGCCACAGGUCUGCCUGGACCAGACGGACACCCAGGCGCUGUUGGCCUGCCGGGGCCAGCUGGGCCCCCCGGGGACAGGGGGCUUCCUGGAGAAGUCCUGGGGGCCCAGCCCGGACCCAGAGGCGAUGCUGGACUGCCCGGGCAGCCCGGGCUGAAAGGCCUCCCCGGAGAGAGGGGUCCCCCUGGCUUCACAGGCAGCCAGGGGAUGCCCGGGAUGCCGGGGCUCAAGGGGCAGCUCGGCCUCCCCGGACCGUCGGGCCAGCAGGGACUGCAGGGGCCUCCGGGGCAGCACGGGUUUCCAGGGGCUCCUGGUCCAGCGGGGCCCUUGGGGCGUCCCGGUGCCCCAGGCCUUGAAGGUCUGCCUGGGGACAGAGGAGAACCUGGGGACACAGGCGUUCCCGGCCCUGUGGGCAUGAAAGGCCUCUCCGGGGACAGAGGGGAUGCUGGUUUUUCGGGCGAGCGAGGCCAGCCGGGAAACCCUGGAUUCAAAGGAAUGAGCGGAAUGCCUGGCACCCCCGGGCCGAAAGGGGAGAGAGGCUCACCCGGGAUGGACGGCUUCCAAGGCAUGCUGGGGCUCAAAGGCCGACCCGGGCUCCCUGGAACCAAAGGCGAGGCGGGAUUCUUUGGGAUUCCUGGGCUGAAGGGCCUGGCAGGGGAGCCAGGUGUCAAAGGCAGCCGAGGAGACCCCGGCCCCCCCGGCCCCCCACCCAUCAUCCUGCCAGGAAUGAAAGACAUCAAAGGGGAGAAGGGCGACGAAGGGCCCAUGGGGCUGAAAGGACACCUGGGCUUAAAAGGUAUCCAAGGAAUGCCGGGGAUCCCUGGCCUGGCAGGAAUCCCGGGGCUGCCUGGGAGGCCCGGCCACAUCAAAGGAGUCAAAGGCGACAUUGGCGUCCCCGGCGUGCCAGGCUUGCCGGGGUUCCCUGGGGUGGCUGGCCCCCCUGGGAUCAUAGGAUUCCCGGGGUUCACAGGAAGCCGGGGUGACAAGGGCGCCCCCGGGAGAGCAGGCCUGUACGGCGAGAUCGGCCCCACAGGAGACUUCGGUGAUGUUGGGGACACCAUAGACCUCCCAGGAAGCCCAGGCCUGAAGGGGGAGCAGGGCAGAGCCGGAGUCCCAGGUCUAAAGGGGUUCUUUGGAGAGAAAGGAGCGGAGGGGGAAAUCGGCUUCCCGGGGAUAACAGGCCUGAUUGGAGCCCAAGGCCCGCCCGGACUCAAAGGCCAGACAGGCUUCCCCGGUCUGACGGGGCUCCAGGGGCCGCAGGGUGACCCGGGGCGGAUCGGAGUGCCCGGCGACAAGGGAGACCGUGGCUGGCCAGGAGCACCAGGCCUACCAGGCUUCCCCGGGAUCCGAGGGAUCGGCGGACUGCACGGCUUGCCAGGCACCAAAGGCUUCCAGGGGUCUCCAGGUGCUGACGCCCACGGAGAUCCUGGCUUCCCGGGCCCCACUGGAGAGAGGGGUGACCCAGGGGAGGCGAACUUGCUCCCAGGCCCCGUGGGAGUCCCUGGACAGAAAGGGGAGCAGGGAGUGCCAGGGGAGCGAGGCCCAGCUGGGAGUCCAGGCCUGCAGGGCUUCCCCGGCAUCACGCCGCCCUCCAACAUCUCCGGGCUGCCCGGCGACAAGGGGGCAGCGGGGAUAUUCGGCCUACAAGGUUACCGAGGGCCCCCCGGCCCACCUGGCCCUGCCGCUCUUCCCGGAAGCAAAGGAGAGGACGGGAGCCCAGGGGCUGCGGGAGUCCCCGGGAGCAAAGGCUGGGCUGGCGAUCCAGGACCCCAGGGCAGGCCCGGCGUGUUCGGUCUCCCCGGGGAGAAAGGCCCCAGGGGGGAGCAGGGAUUCAUGGGAAACACCGGAGCCACCGGAGCUGCAGGUGACCGAGGCCCCAAGGGCCCCAAGGGCGACCAGGGAUUCCCGGGUGCCCCUGGCCCCCUGGGGUCCCCAGGCAUCAUAGGACUACCCCAGAGGAUCGCUGUCCAGCACGGGCCAGUGGGCCCCCAGGGGAAGAGGGGUCCUCCGGGGGCGCAGGGGGAGAUAGGGCCCCAGGGCCCUCCUGGAGAGCCAGGUUUCCGGGGGGCUCCCGGCAAGGCGGGGCCCCAGGGCAGAGGCGGCGUGUCUGCUGUUCCCGGCUUCCGGGGGGACCAGGGACCCAUGGGACACCAGGGGCCCGUCGGCCAGGAAGGGGAGCCCGGCCGUCCUGGGAGCCCGGGGCUGCCCGGCAUGCCGGGCCGCAGCGUGAGCAUCGGCUACCUGCUGGUGAAGCACAGCCAGACGGAGCAGGAGCCCAUGUGCCCGCUGGGCAUGAACAAGCUCUGGAGCGGGUACAGCCUGCUCUACUUCGAGGGCCAGGAGAAGGCUCACAACCAGGACCUGGGCCUGGCGGGCUCCUGCCUGGCGCGCUUCAGCACCAUGCCCUUCCUGUACUGCAACCCCGGCGACGUCUGCUACUACGCCAGCCGCAACGACAAGUCCUACUGGCUGUCCACCACCGCCCCGCUGCCCAUGAUGCCCGUGGCCGAGGACGAGAUCAAGCCCUACAUCAGCCGCUGCUCCGUGUGUGAGGCCCCCGCGGUCGCCAUCGCCGUCCACAGCCAGGACGUGUCCAUCCCCCACUGCCCGGCCGGCUGGCGGAGUCUGUGGAUCGGGUAUUCCUUCCUCAUGCACACCGCGGCCGGGGACGAAGGCGGUGGCCAGUCGCUGGUGUCGCCGGGCAGCUGCCUGGAGGACUUCCGCGCCACGCCCUUCAUCGAGUGCAAUGGCGGCCGCGGCACCUGCCACUACUACGCCAACAAGUACAGCUUCUGGCUCACCACCAUCCCCGAGCGCAGCUUCCAGGGCUCGCCCUCGGCCGACACGCUCAAGGCCGGCCUCAUCCGUACACACAUCAGCCGCUGCCAGGUGUGCAUGAAGAACUUGUGAGCCGGCCGCGGCCGCCGGCGAGGCCCACCGUGGUGCUUACUCCUAACGUAUUACCUCACGUGCCGACCCAGAAAGCCGCCUCCCUCUGCCUUCCAAAAAGAAGCUACCAAAGCGACUGGGCACCCAGAGCCACCUGUCACCAAGUGCCACCGAGUAGGCGCUCUGGACCGUGCACAGCAGAAACCCCGCCCACUAGCCGCGCCCCGCUAACCACGCAGCCACCAGGGGUGGCACCAACGUGGCAGCCCCUGACGGAAACGCGCAGCCCGAGGGUCCCGUGGGGACCAGGCCACGCCCCCUCGCUGCCAGUCACCCCGACGGGCGCAUUUGUAAGCGCACUCCUCACUCACCCGCAGUUCUUCCUCGUGACCGCUGGGUUGGCAAUACGGCGGGGCCGAUUUCUGGGCUCCAAGCGGUGCUUCUCCUGGGGGCUCUCCCAUUUCUGCUGAGCUGUACCCGCCCCCGCACUGUAUCCUGUGUAACAACCAACAAAUAAACUUUGUUGCUUUUCAA